AUGUCGGCACCAGAGGAGCAGUCAGAGAGUGAUCGCGAUCAAAUCACCCAGCAAAACGCCAAAUCACCUCUUCUGCGUCUUCCUGCCGAGCUCCGCAACCAGAUCUUUGCCCUUGCCCUCACACAGCCCAUCAUUGAGAUCUUCUGGUCUAGGGCGCGCUGGAGGUUCAUGUUUUCCGAGGAUUGUCGGCCAGACUACGUUCGACAACCGCUCAACCUCCUCUUCGUGUGUCGACAAACCCAUGCUGAGACUGCCACUCUUCCCUACAAGCUUAAUACAUUUGCUGUCGAUUUCGUUUACCAGCAGAUCCGCAACAUGAUCUUCGCCUACACCCUCAGUCACGGCGACAUCGAGCUGAAGGUCAUUCCCAGGAUAAUCAACGGACCCAGUCCUAAGGGCUGCUGGAAGCAUCGCAACUGGGCAAAUCCUUUCGACAUUAGUCUCCUCUACGCCUGUCGUCAGAUUUACUUCGAGACCGCGCUACUUCCAUACGAGCUGAAUGUCUUUGUGGUUUUCGGGAACGACAGCGCGUUCCAGGACUUCUUUGCACACCGGACAUUGGCACAGCUACCUGAUAUUAACACCAAGUUCAGCAUGUCGACCCACGUCAAGCAGCAGCAAGACACCAGCUCCAGCAUGCUCUCCGACGAAAUGCGCCCAGAGGAGAUGCAGAUCGCAGAGGAGCUCAAGAUCAAGGCCUUGCGAGAAGAGAAACGACUGAGCGAGAUUACCUACCUCAACGCAACAACCUCGCCUCUCCUCCUCCUCCCAGCCGAGAUCAGAAACAUGGUUUUCGCGUUUGCUCUCGGUCAGCAAUAUCUCGUGAUCAAUAACAAGGGGACCCUAGUCACCAGAGGAGUUCCAGUUCAUCUCCCCAGACUCCUCUACGUCUGUCGCCAAAUCUACGCUGAGACAGCACUUCUUCCAUACGCACUCAAUAUCUUCGCCAUCUGGGACCUUUCAGUGUACCCCCUGCCGACAUGGGGCUCCUCCAAACUAUACGCAUUUCUGGAGCGUCGAACACCAGCUCAGAUCGAGGCAAUGACGGAGGUGAUGAGGGUUGGUUACGCUGAGGAGAAUGGGAGACCUGCAACUGAGUGGAUGAAGACUGAAUACGAUGCGUUCAUGGGGACUGAAUUCGAUAAUUAG
Molecule: messenger RNA, 1149 nt
Organism: Alternaria novae-zelandiae
Lineage: Eukaryota; Fungi; Ascomycota; Dothideomycetes; Pleosporales; Pleosporaceae
Exons: 5
Coding region: 1-1149 (382 amino acids)
Source: RefSeq, a predicted model, not a curated record